CACAAACCUCCAACUCCAACUCCAACUCCAACUAUAGCUAUCACCAUAUCAUCAAGAAAUGGACCCUGAUGGCUUCGCGGCGAAUAUGUUCAAGUGGGGCGGUCUCGCCCCGCCACAGCCUCCUCCUCCUCCUCCUCCUCCCCCGCGGGAGCUGGGCGGAUUGGAGGAGCUUUUCCAAGCGUACGGGAUACGAUACUUCACAGCUGCUAAGAUAGCCGAGCUCGGUUUCACCGUCAACACUCUCUUGGACAUGCGAGACGAGGAGCUUGAUGACAUGAUGAACAGCCUCUGCCAGAUUUUCCGCUGGGACCUUCUCGUCGGCGAGAGAUACGGCAUCCGCGCUGCCGUCCGGGCCGAGCGCCGCCGCCACCUCCUCUCCGCCGACGCGUCCCACGCUCUCGACGCGCUUUCACAAGAAGGUUUGUCGGAGGAGAAGGAGGCGGCGGGGAGCGGAGUGUGGGAGAUGGUGGUGGCGAAGCAGAGGCGGAGGUCGAGGAUGGCGUCCAUGGACGAGGACGACGCGGAUGAGACCGAGGACGAUGGAGGGAAUGAGCGGCAGAGGGAGCACCCGUUCAUCGUGACGGAGCCGGGGGAGGUGGCGCGUGGGAAAAAGAACGGCCUCGAUUACUUAUUCCAUCUGUAUGAGCAAUGCCGCGAUUUCUUGAUCCAAGUCCAAAACAUAGCCAAGGACAGAGGAGAAAAGUGUCCCACCAAGGUGACGAAUCAAGUGUUCCGGUAUGCGAAGAAGGCGGGAGCCAACUACAUCAACAAGCCGAAGAUGCGGCACUAUGUGCACUGCUACGCGCUGCACUGCCUGGACGAGGAGACGUCGAACGCACUGCGUCGUGCAUUCAAGGAGCGCGGGGAGAAUGUGGGGGCGUGGAGGCAAGCGUGUUACAAGCCGUUGGUUGCGGUUGCAGCGAGGCAGGGAUGGGACAUCGACGCCAUCUUCAAUGCCCAUCCUCGCCUCUCCAUUUGGUAUGUCCCCACCAAGCUCCGCCAGCUCUGCCACGCCGAGAGGAGCAGUGCCGCCGCAUCCAGCUCCAUCACCGCCGCCGGAGUCGAUCAUCUACCCUUCUAGCUAGUAGGAGUAUUUAUUACUACUACAUUUUCUGCCUGAGGUUUGCU
Salvia hispanica is the source of this 1128-nucleotide messenger RNA. Its product is annotated as floricaula protein-like. Gene Ontology annotation, biological process: regulation of DNA-templated transcription. The record is from RefSeq and is a predicted model, not a curated record. Gene Ontology annotation, molecular function: DNA binding. NCBI's taxonomy places the organism in Eukaryota, Viridiplantae, Streptophyta, Magnoliopsida, Lamiales, Lamiaceae.